CUUAGUUUAAAAAUUGUAUUAAAUACAUUAGAAAAAAAAUGUUCAAUAAUCAUUUUAUGAUUAAUUAAAUGGUUAUGAUUAAAUAAUGAUCAUAUAAUAUGAAUGAUGGUGUAAGAGAAGAAUGAUGAUUUAGCUAAAAAGUUCCCCACGGACUCUCAAUUUUUGACUUUGGAUUUUCAUUGCAAACAACAACUCCUCUCUCUCUAUUUUCAACAUUUUAAUCAUCAUAAGGAUAGAUACUGUGAUGUGGACUCUAGGAGUUCAUGGAUAUGCCUUGGCUGUUUCAUUUUGUUUCAUCAUCCUCAUGGUAGCUUCACAAAGAACAGAUCCUUCAGAAGUAAUAGCACUGAAAGACAUAAAAAUGAGUUUGAUUGAUCCCAUGGACAAACUGAGGAACUGGAAUAAGGGUGAUCCAUGUGCAAGAAACUGGACUGGAGUUUGGUGUUUUGAUAAAAAGGGUGAUGAUGGUUACUUCCAUAUCCGCGAACUCUACUUGAUGGCUAUGAAUCUCUCGGGAACUCUAGUACCUCAGCUUGGUCUGCUCUCCCAUCUUGAGAUAAUGGACUUUAUGUGGAACAAUCUGACAGGAACAAUACCAAAGGAGAUUGGAAACAUUACAUCAUUGAGACUCUUGCUUUUAACUGGAAAUAAAUUAGCUGGUAGUUUACCGGAAGAGCUCGGCAACCUUUCAAAUUUGAAUAGACUCCAACUGGAUGAAAACCAAUUGUCAGGUCCUGUGCCAGAAUCAUUUGCCAACUUGGUCAAUGUUAGACACCUCCACAUGAACAACAACUCAUUCAAUGGUCAACUUCCGUCCAAACUUUCAAACCUAUCCAAUCUUCUGCAUUUGCUUUUGGACAACAAUAACUUAUCUGGCUAUCUUCCACCAGAAUUCUCCAAGUUACAUAGUUUGGCAAUACUCCAGCUUGAUAACAAUAAUUUCAGCGGGAAUGGAAUUCCUUCUACCUAUGAAACUUUACCCAGGCUAGUAAAACUGAGUCUAAGAAAUUGCAGUCUGCAAGGAGCUAUUCCUGAUUUCAGUUCAAUACCAAGACUUAAGUAUUUGGAUCUUAGCUGGAAUCAGUUCACGGGACCUAUACCAUCAAAUAAACUUGCAGACAAUAUGACAACUAUUGACCUGUCACAUAACAAGCUCAAUGGAUCAAUUCCUCGAGGCUUAGUAUAUCCUCAUCUUCAAAGAUUGGAACUAGAGAACAAUUUACUGUCUGGGUCCGUCCGUGCUACCAUAUGGCAGAACAUAUCCUUCAGCAGAAAGGCUAAACUUAUAAUUAAUCUUUAUAACAACUUAUUUUCUGGCAUUUUGGGAGAUCUGAAUCCCCCAGCAAAUGUUACCUUAAGGCUUUCUGGCAAUCCUGUUUGCAAGAAUUCCAACAUACAAAGAAUUGGUCAAUAUUGUGCACUUGAAAGAGAUGAACUAGAUGAAGAAUUUGCAAAUUCAACCACUGUCUGCCACAAACAAUCUUGUCCAGUGGACAAUUUCUUUGAAUAUGCACCCAAAUCCCCAAUUCCUUGUUUUUGUGCAGCACCUCUAAGAAUUGGAUAUAGGCUUAAAAGUCCAAGUUUUUCUUACUUUCCUCCCUAUAUAACUCAUUUCGAAACAUACAUAACUGACUCCUUAAACUUAAGCUUCUAUCAGUUAUCAAUAGAUUCUUAUGAUUGGGAAGAGGGUCCUCGUCUUAGAAUCUAUUUAAAACUUUUUCCUUCAUACAAUGAUUCUCACUCUAACACAUUCAACACAAGUGAGGUCCGUCGCAUUCUUAGCAUCUUUACAUCGUGGCGCUUUCCUCGCACGGAUCUUUUUGGACCAUAUGAACUCCUGAAUGUCACUCUUCUAGGACCAUAUGCAAAUAUAAUUAUUCCUACAGAGGGGGAAAAGAGAAGUACAGGCAUAAUAGUUGCCAUUAUAAUAGCAGUUGUUGCUAGUGUUUUAGCAAUAUCUGCAAUGAUCAUUCUUCUAAUUUUUAGAAGAAAUUUGAAAUACCAGCAACUGAUUUCCAGGAAACGCAUGUCCUCUAAUGUAUGUAUCAAAAUAGAUGGUUUGAAAGCAUUCACUUUCAAAGAGUUGACUCAUGCUACCAACAAAUUUGAUAUCUCAACUAAAGUUGGUCAAGGAGGUUAUGGAAAUGUCUAUAAGGGUAUUUUAUCUGAUGAAACAUUUGUUGCCGUUAAGCGAGCAGGAGAAAAUUCAUUACAAGGCCAAAAAGAGUUCUUGACUGAGAUUGAGCUUUUAUCACGGUUACACCAUCGAAAUCUUGUCUCACUAAUUGGCUAUUGUAACGAAGAAGGGGAGCAGAUGCUGGUUUAUGAAUUCAUGCCCAAUGGCACCCUAAGGGAAUGGAUUUCUGGUAAAAGAAAAAUAUCCAAAGAAGGUCUAAAUUUUUGCAUGAGAUUAAGGAUUGCAAUGGGUGCAUCCAAAGGCAUACUGUAUCUGCAUACAGAGGCUAACCCUCCUAUAUACCACAGAGAUAUUAAAGCCAGCAACAUACUUCUAGAUUCCAAGUUUACUGCUAAAGUGGCUGAUUUUGGAUUGUCACGACUUAUACCAUACUCAGAUGAAGAGGGAACUGUACCUAAAUAUGUGUCAACAGUUGUGAAGGGAACACCGGGUUACCUAGACCCAGAAUAUAUGAUGACUCAUAAGUUAACUGAUAAAAGUGAUGUAUACAGCCUAGGAAUUGUGUUUUUGGAGCUUUUGACCGGCAUGCAACCAAUAUUUCUUGGGAAAAAUAUUGUCCGCGAGGUUAAUCUGGCUUAUCAAUCGGGCUCGAUAGAUACCAUUAUAGAUAGCAAAAUGGGUUUGUAUCCAUCCGAAUGCUUGGACAAGUUCUUAACUCUGGCCCUCAGUUGCUGUCAUGACCAUCCAGAAGAAAGACCAUCAAUGAUAGAUGUGGUGAGGGAAUUGGAAGACAUUAUUGCCUUGUUACCUGAAACUGAAAUUAGUUUAUCAGAUGUUUCCUUAGAUAACUCUGGCAAAAUGGCACCCUCAUCUUCAUCAUCAUCAACAACAACAACAUCAGGAUACCAUGCGACAAGAAAGGAGCAGCAGCACAUGUCCUCAUAUGUGUCAGGAAGUAAUCUAGUCAGUGAUAUUAUUCCUACUAUUGUUCCUCGCUGAUACCUUACUAUAUUAGUCUCCUUGACAUCUUCCAAUAAAAAUGUAAUUAUACCAAAUUAAAGUGUACAUUUUUGCGAGAUAUUAAGAUUUUGAUAAUACCAAAGGUAGGAAGUUUAAGUUUAUUAGGGACAGUUAUUGUUUUCCCAUCCUACAUGGGACUUUGUAAAUUUUAUACUCAUGUAAACAAAUCACAUGCAAUUGGAAAGAAAAAGAAAAUUACUA
This is a messenger RNA of Cicer arietinum (chickpea), 3358 nucleotides long. Its product is annotated as probable LRR receptor-like serine/threonine-protein kinase At1g06840. Gene Ontology annotation, molecular function: protein kinase activity; protein binding; ATP binding. Lineage: Eukaryota; Viridiplantae; Streptophyta; Magnoliopsida; Fabales; Fabaceae. Gene Ontology annotation, biological process: protein phosphorylation. The record is from RefSeq and is a predicted model, not a curated record.